Messenger RNA from Phycomyces blakesleeanus NRRL 1555(-), 1248 nucleotides. RefSeq lists its product as hypothetical. Gene Ontology annotation, molecular function: nicotinate phosphoribosyltransferase activity. The record is from RefSeq and is a predicted model, not a curated record. The transcript is spliced from 3 exons. Gene Ontology annotation, biological process: NAD+ biosynthetic process. Bases 1 to 1248 code for a protein of 415 amino acids. NCBI's taxonomy places the organism in Eukaryota, Fungi, Mucoromycota, Mucoromycetes, Mucorales, Phycomycetaceae.
AUGACUCAUAUUCAUGAAGCCCUGGGUUCCUUUCUCGAUAAUGACUUGUACAAGUUUACCAUGCAGAAUGCAGUACUUAAGAACUACAAGGAUGUACCAGUUGUCUACCAUUUUAUCAACAGAAAACAAAACGCCUUUAAACUGAAUAAAGAUGCUGUUCAGUGGAUCAAAAAACAAAUUCAAGCUAUGGAGGAUCUUUAUAUCACAGAGGACGAGCUUGCAUAUAUGGCAGCAUUUCCAUUCUUUGAUACGGCGUAUAUAGAUUACCUCUCUCACUUCCGCUACAGACCUUCCGAGCAGAUAAAGAUCAAAUUUGAUGAAGAAACGUCUGAUCUCGAUUUAGAGAUAGUUGGAUCCUGGCCCGAGACCAUCUUGUACGAGACACCUCUACUGGCAUUAAUCUCGGAGGCCUACUUUAAGUUCGUGGAUAAGGACUGGAUAGACGAUAAUCAAUAUGAACGAGCAAGAUCCAAGGCAAGCACCUUGCUUGAGGACGGAUGCCAGUUUUUUGAAUUUGGAACCAGAAGACGACGCAGUCUUUCUGUGCAAGAUUGCGUCAUGCGGGCUUUUACUGACAUGAAACAAGAAUAUAUCAACGAAUGUCAGGAUAAAGGAACAAAGGCACUCGGUGAUGCGGCCGGAACCAGUAAUGUCUAUUUGGCCAAGAAAUACAACUUCAACGCAGUCGGUACUGUGGCCCAUGAGUUUUUUAUGGGAAUAUCGGCUCUAGAAGGUCUCAAAAACGUCAAUAAGAAAGCACUAGAAGUCUGGACACAGACAUACAAUGGUGCACUUGCCAUAGCUCUCACAGAUACAUUUACGACUCCUAUCUUUCUAAAAGAUUUUCAGCACACACUUGCAUCUGACUUUACAGGCGUUAGACAUGACUCUGGAGAUCCAGAAGAAUUUGCAAAGACCAUUGUCAACCAUUACAAAUCUUUGGGUAUCGAGCCUAGCACUAAAAAAAUAGUGUUCUCUGAUGGUCUCGAUGUCGACCGUGCCACUAGUCUACACAAACUUUGUGAUGAUCUAAAUAUCCAAUCGAGUUUUGGAAUUGGUACUCAUUUUAGCAACGACUUUGAGAAAGCAAGUGAUCCAAAAAACAAAAGCAAAUCUAUGAGCAUCGUUAUCAAACUCAAGGAAUGUAAUGGUAUCCGUGUUAUAAAAUUAAGCGACGAUGUGUCAAAACAUAGUGGAAAUCAGUCUCUUGUAGAUAGUCUUGAAAAGGAACUUGGUAUUGUACACUAA